AUAUGCAAGCUCGUGGGAUAAAGAUAAAGAGAUGCCAGAUGGAAUCCUAAUGCUCCUAUGCAUGAACAGAAAUUGUCUUCGUACCACCAAGCGACUGCAGCAGAGAUGGUGAAAAAUCACACAUCAAUCAAGUGGACCUGCCAUCCUCCAGAGGGGACCCUGAAGCAAAGCUGGUGCCAGUUCCCUCCCACAGGACUCUGUCUCUCCGGAAAGCAGCAGGUAGAGAUGCAAAAGUCUAAAAGCACACUAGAGGCAAUAGAGAAAAAGGGAGCGGAGCAAGUGAAAUGUCAAAUCGAUGAUCAGCUGUAAACACAGACAAUGGUUACUAUGAGGCCGGUUUUCUCCACCGACCAGUACCACCACCGCAACAGAUUUGAUGGAUCUCCCCAGAGCUGAUUGUGGGGGCGCAGCAGAGAGAGAAGUCCCCUCCAACACGACAGUGCCAACUGCCAACCAAGGAGCUCCCCGGAGCGCUCACUCUCUCGAGCAACAUUAUUGAUGGAGCGGAAAGGGAGCGUGCGAGGGCCCCCACGAAAGAAGAGAGUCCCUGCUUCACAGGCCUGUCGGACUUGGUUUGAUCUUUAAAGACAUCUAUUAUAGAUAAACAGACUGUCCUACGCCUGCACAUUUCCCUCAUUAUUAUCUCUCUGAGAUUUCACCCAGACAGAGAGCAGCUGCCUCAUGCCUCCUCCCUCCCUCCUUCCUCAUCUGCUUGGUAAAGGUGAAAGGUGCCCCACGGGGUUAUCUCGGCUGGUAAAGGCGUGGAAGUUUGCCACUGAGAACAUGGGUUCGAGUCCGCAGGGCAACGGGGAUUUAUUCCUUAUCCCUGUGCAAAAAAAGUCUCGGCCCACUGCGUACUUGCCACCGAACUAUCGUGAUUUACCUCCCUCGUGAUGACCCUGGGCAGGGUGCGGCGGGGGCCCUGAGGGCGAGGGUUUCGCCUUUUGCCAUUGGUAAAGGUGAAAGGUGAAAGGUGAAAGGUGAAAGGUGAAAGUAAAGUGAAAUUGUUCCUACAGAAGAAAAAAGUUAAAAAGGGAGAAUUCUGAAUUCCACUUGUGAGCUGCGUGGCCAGAUUAAUUUUUUAUGUAUCAGCCCCUGAACUUUUGUUUACUGCGCCAUGAAUAGACUGUUCUUUACUGCCUUUACUGCACCAUAAAUGAUUAACUCACCAUUUUUAUUCAUUUUGUUGGUUUCGGGAGAAGCCCGCCGUCUUGGCUCCGCCUCGGUCCCCGUCGCCGGCUCUGCCACAGCCACAGUCACAAGAUUCCAAUCUCCAAGAAGCAAAAUAGCUAGGAAACAACCUGUUCAGGUCUAAGAAGAGCUCAGAUACAUACAUAAUACACAUGUACAGGGACCAGACCAAUCCUGCUCCUGGCUUACCACCCAUUUGGAGUUCUGUCUCACCCCGCUUGCCAGCAGAGGCACUGCACCGAGGCAUCGGCAGCAGCAAGGAUCAGCUAAGGUGGCCCAACCUCCUUCUUCGACUCCCCAGGCGCUUGCCAUUGCAAUAAAGGCAGGCAGCCAUCUAUCUUCUUCUUCUUCUUCUUCUUCUCACCUCACAUUAUUACCAUCAUCAGUUAUCACCCCGCCAGCCCCCUCUUCUGAAUCUCCUUCUUCGACUCCCCAGGCUCUUGGCAUUGCAAUAAAGGCAGGCAGCCAUCUAUCUUCUUCUUUAACUUCUUCUUCUUCUCACCUCGAUCGCAUUAUUACCAUCAUCAGUAAUCACCCCCCAGCCGAGGCAGCUACAAGUGUCAGAACUCCCUCCGGAGAGAACUAUCCACCUUCACCUCUAUCUCUAUCCCAUGCACAUAUCUGUCUAUCUGCCUGCCUACCUGCCCCCUGCCUACCUUAAUUCCAAGUGAGGCACUUAUUUAAAGGACCGAGAGCUGUAUGUUUUGCAGCGUUAUGGGCAAAAGAGCAUUGUAAGUCUGGUUUCCGAGAAAGAGGAAGCAGAUCUCCAUCAGAACUCCUCUGAAGAGACAGACCCUCCUCCCUUCUUCAUGCUCGCAGCAAAUCAGAAAGGGGCUGUAUAAAGGGCCGACCUUGGAAGAAUACAGAGGGAAAGCGCAGCCAUUUGCGUUGCCUUCCUCCUCCUCCUCCUCCUCCUCCUCACCUGUGCGUGUCUCCAUGGACUCCCAUCUAUGGAGAGACCGGCAGCAGCAGUCAGAGCACCAGCCCCCUGCGCUUGCUCUGCUCGCGCCUGAGCCCAGCAACAGCAGCAUCAACAAGGCCGCUGUCGCGGCCGCCCAUACUCCCCUCUUUACUCUCCCAAGCGUAGGCUAUUUCACUUUGGCGCAGUGGCAGGAGCUCGAGUUGCAAGCUCUGAUCUACAAGUACAUGCUAGCUGGGGUUUCUGUUCCUGUGGAACUUAUUCUGCCCGUCAGAAGGAGCCUUCUCAGUGCAUCCCCAUACUUCCACUACCCUGAGCUCUAUCACCAUUUCCAGCCAUCCUUGUUGCAAACGAGCUACUGGGGGAAAUGCGGCAUUGAUCCGGAGCCAGGAAGGUGCAGGAGGACGGACGGGAAGAAGUGGAGAUGCUCAAGAGAGGUUGUGGUAGGCCAAAAGUAUUGCGAGCGUCAUGUUCACCGAGGCCGAAACCGUUCAAGAAAGCAUGUGGAAGCCCCCACAACAUCUUCCAUCUCAGUGUUGAAAACUGGCCUUUCCACACCUUCAGUGUUGCUGGCUCAAGAGAACCAUCUCAACCUGCCUAGACCUUUGGCCACACCGAAUACACAUUCUCUGGACCGGAGACAAUCAGGCAUACAAACUGUUGAAAAGAAUCUUCAAGGCAAUUGCCCAAACUUCUACCUCGACGAUCUUCCGGACAAUAAACCUGAAGGCUAUGUGCUCCAGAGGUUCUUGGACGAAUGGCCAAAGUCUCAGCGAGAGAACGAUGACAGCAUCAACUAUGCCAUCCAUCCUGCUUCAACUACUCACCUCUCUAUUUCAGUCCCUGGGAAUCAUUCAUCGGAUUUCUCUCUGAAACUGUCCACUGGAAAUCCUGAGCAACCAAGAGAAAAUAACAACAAUGGCCUUGAAGUACAACAGUUACCCCAACCAAGCAACAAGGGAUCUGGAUGGGUUAGCCAUGGAGAGGCAACUAUGGGUGGUCCACUAGCUGAAGCACUCCGUUCCUCAACCUCAACUCACUCGCCAACUAGUGUUCUGCACAAACCUAAUGGAUCGAUAUAUGAGAUCAGUAUCAUUAGCUCUUGAGAAGCUUCUCUUAGUUGCUUUAAUUUGCUAACUCUAUGGCUAUACAUUUCAUGAUUUGGUAACUUAUCCUAUUUCUAUUCAUUGUAACAUAUGCCAUUCACUCUCAAGUAUUCUCAUUUGUGUGCAUCAUUAAAGUUGGUUUAGCUGAGGCA
Messenger RNA from Zingiber officinale, 3368 nucleotides. RefSeq names its product growth-regulating factor 3-like. Lineage: Eukaryota; Viridiplantae; Streptophyta; Magnoliopsida; Zingiberales; Zingiberaceae. The transcript is spliced from 7 exons. Gene Ontology annotation, cellular component: nucleus. The record is from RefSeq and is a predicted model, not a curated record. Bases 2128 to 3216 code for a protein of 362 amino acids. Gene Ontology annotation, molecular function: ATP binding. Gene Ontology annotation, biological process: developmental process; DNA-templated transcription; regulation of DNA-templated transcription.